This is a messenger RNA of Lentinula edodes (shiitake mushroom), 1366 nucleotides long. Its product is annotated as pyridoxal phosphate-dependent transferase. Gene Ontology annotation, biological process: L-histidine biosynthetic process. Gene Ontology annotation, molecular function: pyridoxal phosphate binding; L-histidinol-phosphate:2-oxoglutarate transaminase activity. NCBI's taxonomy places the organism in Eukaryota, Fungi, Basidiomycota, Agaricomycetes, Agaricales, Omphalotaceae. The transcript is spliced from 3 exons. The record is from RefSeq and is a predicted model, not a curated record. The coding region runs from base 75 to 1319 and encodes 414 amino acids.
CCCGUGGAGUACGUAAUCAUCGAACGGUGACUCGAGUCCCUGCUUCUCGAGCUGCUUGUACUCUUUCAAUCUUAAUGCCUAUUCACGGUCUACCUCCCUCAGAACGGCCCAUUAAACCUGUUCACUUUGAUAUCGAGCAAGUCAUCAGACCCAAUAUCCUUGCGCUUCAUCCAUACCGCUGUGCGCGAGAUGAUUACAAGGAAGGAAUCCUUUUAGAUGCGAACGAGAACGCCCUUGGACAUUCAAUAGCUAAUAAAGCAUCUCAGAACAAUGGUGAUUCAUAUGAUUCUACACUGGACAUGGACCUCCAUCGAUAUCCUGAUCCUUCCCAUGACCCCAUUAAAGAACGAAUCGCCGCUCUUCGUUCUCUACCCAGUGUCGAUCAUGUAUUUCUCGGAGUAGGCUCCGAUGAGGUGAUAGAUCUCCUCAUGAGAGUCUGUGUUUCUCCAGGGAAAGAAAAAAUAUUGAUCACACCGCCGACUUAUGGAAUGUAUUCCGUUUGCGCACAGGUAAACGACGUCGGAGUAGUGAAAUGUCCUCUGGAGCUGACUGGACAGGUCGGAGAAGGUGGAACAAAAGGCAGGUUCAGUCUUAGAGUUGAAGAGGUCAAGAAGGCUAUUGACGUCGAUGCGAGUAUCAAGCUGGUGUUCUUAUGCUCACCAGGAAACCCGACAGGAACUAAGAUAUCCCUCGAAUCGAUAAAAGCUAUCUUAGAUUAUGAGAAAUUCAAGGGAAUCGUUGUGGUUGACGAAGCUUACAUUGAUUUCGCUGGAGAAGGAUCCAGCGCUGUGGAAUUAGUCAAGGACUACGCUAAUAUCUGCGUUUUGCAAACUCUAAGCAAGAGCUUCGGCCUUGCAGCCAUUCGGUUAGGUAUUGCAAUCGCACAACCACCUUUGAUCCAGGUCCUCACCAACACCAAAGCCCCCUACAACAUCUCAACACCCACUGCUCACCUUGCAUUAUCCGCAUUAUCUCCUUCAUCACUUGCAAACAUGCAGUCUAAGAUCGAAACCCUCAUCGCCUCACGGGUAGCUCUACUCAAAAGUCUUUCUAACAUUGCACACCUUGGACUUGGUUCAUGGAUCGGGUCCAAUGAUGCCAACUUUGUUGUCAUCCCUGUCCUUUCAAAAGACGGAAGUCGGCCUGACAAUGUUCGUGCACAAAAAGUGUAUAAAGCACUAGCGGAGGAGAACGGUGUUGUAGUGCGGUUCAGGGGAAAUGAGCCUGGGUGCGAAGGCUGCCUUCGUAUAACGAUUGGCAGUGAAGAGGAGAAUGCGACAGUCGUCCAAAAAUUAGAGCUUGUACUGAACCAAUUUUAAAAGGGGAAAUAGAUACAUACAUAAACCAACAGACUAUUCUACUUAAA